Molecule: messenger RNA, 849 nt
Organism: Exaiptasia diaphana
Lineage: Eukaryota; Metazoa; Cnidaria; Anthozoa; Actiniaria; Aiptasiidae
Product: vegetative cell wall protein gp1
Exons: 3
Source: RefSeq, a predicted model, not a curated record
CCUCCAGCCAAAAAGCAGAAACACUGGCGACAUAGAAAUAGGGUUGGAAAAAAGGCAGAUAUGUUGAGGAAGACAUACAAUGUCCAUGUUACAAUCAACAGCCCUGAGAAAACUUCAUCAAAAAACCCUUGCGAUUCUGACUCUGAUGACUCCCUAUUCACAUCGAUUUUUGAUGAUUUGCCAUCUUCUGUACAGUGCCCAGCGCCACCCAACCCAUCUUCACCACUGACAUCGACAUCAGCUUCACCAACCCACCCACUUUUUAAUAUGUCAUCACAAUUGCCAGCCCACCCAUCAACAUCAUUGCCAUCACCAUCGCCAGCCCAACCAUCGACAUCAUUGCAAUCGCCAGCCCAACCAUCGACAUCAUUGCAAUCGCCAGCCCAACCAUCGACAUCAUUGCAAUCGCCAGCCCAACCAUCGACAUCAUUGCAAUCACCAGCCCGACCAUCGACAUCAUUGCAAUCACCAGCCCGACCAUGCAUAUCAUUGACAUCACCAACCUGCUCAAAACCAUCCACCACAGAUGAUUCUGAUGAUGAAGAAACAACUGUUUUAGUCACAUCCCCUACAUCUUCAAGCUGGAGAAGCAAGUACUCUGAUUUGAUUACUAAAGAAGAGUUGAAGUGCUUACAAGAAGGGGAAAAACUGAAUGAUCUCAUCAUAGAUGCUUCACUAAACUAUAUCAUGUUUGAAAGAUGUCAAAAUGCUGACUCCAGCAGACUACAUAUAAUGUCCACACUAUUCUACACACGAAUAUCAAAUAGAGUGAAGAAUAUUGCAUUGAAAGGACAUCCAGCAAAACUCAAAAUCAAAACUGAGAGGGAAGUUUGGGAGUCUGCUAAGGGC